This is a messenger RNA of Diaporthe citri, 1599 nucleotides long. RefSeq lists its product as uncharacterized. Gene Ontology annotation, molecular function: transmembrane transporter activity. Gene Ontology annotation, biological process: transmembrane transport. Bases 1 to 1599 code for a protein of 532 amino acids. Lineage: Eukaryota; Fungi; Ascomycota; Sordariomycetes; Diaporthales; Diaporthaceae. The record is from RefSeq and is a predicted model, not a curated record. The transcript is spliced from 2 exons.
AUGGCUAACAAAGAGACAAGCUCCCCAGAAGAAGCCAUCCAGGUCCAAUCUCACAUUCAUGAGUCGCCCGAGCAUUCCGAAUUUUCGCACGGCCAGAAGAAUUGCAUCAUUGGUCUGGCGGCGUUCGCAGGCUGGUUCUCCUCAGUCAGUAGCUUCAUCUACUUCCCAGCCAUACCAGCGAUAGCCAACGAUCUUGACGAGAGUAUCGAGAGGAUCAACCUCACGGUCACAUCGUACCUCAUUGUGUCGGGGAUUUUCCCAUCGAUUACGGGGAAUGAAGCGGACCGUUUCGGGAGGCGGCCUGUAUUUCUCACCGCUUUGACAGUCUACCUGCUGUCGAAUACUGGCCUGGCCCUGCAAUCCAAUUUUGGGCUCCUGUUCUUCUUGCGCAUGGUCCAAAGUGCAGGUAUCUCAGGCACAUUCUCCGUCACAUACGGCGUCUUGAGCGACCUGUUCACCCCUGCUGAGAGAGGGGGCUAUGCAGGCGUCAUCUCCUUUUUUCUGAACACACCGCCCAGUAUCGGUCCUCUUCUGAGUGGCUUGUUGCUGCUGCGGUGGUCAUGGCGCUCCAUCUUCUGGUUUCUCUCAGCUGCUACACCGUGCUGUCUCAUACCUAUAGCACUUUUCCUUCCAGAAACCAAUAGAGCCAUCGUUGGGAACGGGAGUGUACGAGCACGUGGGAUCAAUCGACCCCUGUUGCCUCUUCUUGUCCCGAAUGUGGCUGUCAAGUCUGUGGAUGGUCAGGCACCGGAUCAAGAGAAGACGCGGGCAAGGGCGUCGAUGAACCCAUUUACAUCCAUCAAGCUUCUUCGAUCCCCCGGCAACGUCUUCAUGAUGUCGGCGUACGGUGUGGGCUACGCGACGUAUUCGUGUCUGCAGGCAUCGCUGUCUUCAUUAUUCCUCGAUAUUUAUGAAAUAUCAGGACUCACUAGUGGGCUCAUCUACAUACCCUUUGGUGUUGCAUGCGCUCUGUCUGCUUUUGCCACUGGCAAACUACUCGACAGAAACUUCCGGAAGACAGCCACUGAGUUGGGCGUUCCUGUCACCCGAAACAAAGCUGACAACCUUUCGACAUUCCCAGUUGAGAAAGCGAGACUCCGGACAAUUGUACCGCUCAUUUCCCUAAGUGCCUGCCUGAUUACCGCAUACGGUUGGCAACUACAGACGGGCGUGGUCAUGGCCGGUCCACUUGUUACGCAAUUCUUCAUUGGUCUUACCAUCCAGACCAUGUUCACGGCGCUGAGCACACUGCUCGUCGACGCCAACCAAGAAUGCCCAUCCACGGCACAAGCUGCGUGCAACCUUGUACGCUGCGAGAUGGCUGCGGGCUAUCUUGCAGCGCUUGACCCUCUGCUCCGAGCCAUAGGACCUGGAUGGACCUUUUUGCUCUUAGCUGGCGUUCUGCUUUUGUCGGUGAUUAUGCUUCUUGCUCUGCAAUGCAAAGGGUUGCAUUGGCGGCAGAAAAGGUCGGGUGCAAAGCCUAUACAAGGGCCAAAGGGAAGGAUGGUGGCUGUAGACGAUCAAAGAGAGUUGGACACUUCCGAGGUCGAGAACAACCCGAUCGGCAUGCAAACGGGGACGAAGAGCCAACCGUCUUGA